Messenger RNA from Hyalella azteca, 1208 nucleotides. Its product is annotated as carbohydrate sulfotransferase 13-like. Gene Ontology annotation, cellular component: membrane. Gene Ontology annotation, biological process: carbohydrate biosynthetic process. The transcript is spliced from 6 exons. Bases 30 to 1130 code for a protein of 366 amino acids. The record is from RefSeq and is a predicted model, not a curated record. Gene Ontology annotation, molecular function: sulfotransferase activity. NCBI's taxonomy places the organism in Eukaryota, Metazoa, Arthropoda, Malacostraca, Amphipoda, Hyalellidae.
UAGGGAGUGUCAGGCUGACCUGAAUUGACAUGCAGUGGCAUUCCACGAAGCUCCUGCUGGCUCUGCUACUCGUGCUGCCGUAUGUCGUGCUGUUCACGGCAUACUGCUGGUGGGGCGAAGAUCAAAAACAUGUCUCGCCAGCUAUUCAGCGUAGCGCCGCGCUGGCGCCCCGCACCCCCGCCGCGCAGAGGCGAGGGCGACACCUGGCGAGCUACUGCAACAGUCACGCCCACCUUCGUACCGGACGACAGUCCAGCCGCGACAUCAUGGUGUCCCGACCUCACCGACUCGCGUGGUGCAAGAUCCCGAAGGUGGCGUCCACGUCAGUAGUACAGUCGCUGCUGAAGGUCCUGGGUUGCGAGAACCUCAUAGAGGAGCUCGGUAUCAGUGGCCAGCACACCGCCCUCAGGAGACUCAUGCCCCAUCUUUCUGCUGACGAGCAGCCGCCUGAUGCUAGCACCACCUUCAUGGUAGUCAGGCAUCCCUUCCUCAGGCUGAUAUCAGCUUACAGGGACAAGAUAGCAACAAAGUCCGGAAAGAUGGUCAUGGCUCAAUUUCAGAAAUUCCGGAGACUCUACAACAUGCCCAUCAUUUCAAAGUAUCGUCAGCAAGAGCCUCAUGAUAAGUUUUACAAAGACGUGCCAACUUUCCCGGAGUUCGUACAGUAUUUGUUGGAGACGCCCGUUGAAGACUACAACGAACACUGGCGACCUUACCACGUCAUCUGUCGGCCGUGUGACGUGCCCUACAACGUAGUCCUCAAGCUGGAGUCACUAGAUGAAGAUAUUCAGACUCUCGUCUUCAUAACUGGAUUCCCAGAGCUGGCCAUCAGUAAGACCCAUCAGUCAGCCGCAGUGAUCGACGAGGGUCUGGAAUUAAGACGCGCAUCCGAUCUGCAGAGCAAUCAACAUCCUGAGAAUUUCUCUACACCUCCUAUGGAAAAUUCUGAGAGACGAGAGCACCGAUCAAACGAUUCUAUAGAGUUGAAAAGUGAUGAAAGUUCGGCGCUCAUAAAAAAUUUCUUCUCGCAAUUAACAACGGCACAGGUGUGGGCACUUUUCAAAAAGUUCGAAAUUGAUUUCGAGAUGUUUCUGUACAGUAUUGAUCAAUUUGUAACGGUUGCAAGUUGAGAACUUGCUGUUUGUCAAACGAUCGAAAUUUGUUUUCUUUAUAUUACAGAGUCGAAUGUUUUUGGUGUACUCCAAGCA